CCCCGACCCGAAGCCAACAGCAUAAUUACGCCGCGAACCCGCGACAAAAGCUUUGCUGCCGCCGCGAGUGAAUUCCGGAAUCCCCAUUCAAUCCGACGCCACACACGAAACGAAACGAAACAAAACACAAGACAAGAGGGAGAGAGGAAAGCCGAAGGGCGACGACGCGGUCCCCCGAUUCCAAAUUCGCCCCUCUCGCGGCCGGCCGAGCGAGCGAGAGACCUCCCGAUUCGGAUCCCAUCUCCUUCCUGCUCGGAGCCGGAGCCUCGAUUCGAUUCGAUUCGAGCGGCGGCGGGGGCGGCGAUUCGACCGGGCCGGUAGCUACCCAGGCAGAGAGAGAGAGAGAGGAGAGAGGCAGGGGGAAGGAGAGAAGAGGAUGAGCUUCCAGGACCUGGAGGCGGGCCACGUCCGGGGGGCGCCGCUCGGCGGCGGCCGGAGGAACGGCCGGGGCCCCGCGGGGGGCGCCGGCGCGUCGCAGGCCGUGGCGUCGGGCGUCUUCCAGAUCAACACCGCGGUCGCCACGUUCCAGCGCCUCGUCAACACGCUCGGCACGCCCAAGGACACCCCCGACCUCCGCGACAGGAUACAUAAAACACGGCAACACAUUACACAACUAGUGAAGGAUACAUCAGACAAGCUUAAACAAGCUAGUGAGGCGGAUCAUCGCGUUGAAGUCAGCGCGACCAAGAAGAUUGCUGAUGCAAAGCUAGCUAAAGAUUUCCAAGCAGUCCUAAAAGAAUUCCAGAAAGCUCAACGAUUAGCAGUAGAGAGAGAAGCUGCAUAUGCACCUUUUAUUUCUCAAGCGGGCCUGCCACAGAGCUACAACUCAAGUGAAGUGAAUAAUGGUGCUGAUAAGUUGGCAGAGCAACGCACGCAGCUUCUAGAAUCUAGAAGGCAGGAGUUGGUCUUCUUGGAUAAUGAAAUCGUGUUCAAUGAGGCCAUCAUUGAGGAGAGGGAUCAGGGAAUACAAGAGAUUCAGCACCAAAUCACUGAAGUAAACGAAAUCUUCAAAGAUCUUGCUGUGCUAGUCCAUGAUCAAGGAGCAAUGAUAGAUGACAUUGACUCCCAUAUAGAGAAUGCUGUUGUGGCGACUUCACAGGCUAAAGGACAGCUUUCAAAAGCUGCUAAAACUCAGAAGUCGAACUCUUCGCUGAUAUGCUUGUUGCUGGUUAUUUUCGGAGUGGUCCUUCUCAUAGUGAUAAUAGUACUUGCAGCCUAAAAGCUUGGAAGGCAGCUGAGGUUCCAAAAUCUGAUCGAGCUUAUUGUGACAAAUUCCUUCAUAAGUUAUUUUUGCUGUGCAGCCAGGAAUGAAUCCUGGUAUCCGCCUGGAGGUAUCCAUGUGGUGAUUGGCGAUCUGCCUGUGGUAUGGUGGUGUGUGUAUGUGGUGAUGAUGUAUCUGGAAUGCAUGGGUGGUUUACAUAAAAGUAUUACUCUUUCCUGCCAGUGUAGUGCCUCUUGUCUCAUAUGCCCGCUUUGUUUAUAUAUUGUAAUGUGUGAGUGCGUGCUGUAGAACAAGGUUGGAUUAUCUGUGGUAUGAAGUUUCUCGAUUCCAUCAGAAACGCUUUUCUAUAUGUGAACUUCGUUUUCCCUUUU
Molecule: messenger RNA, 1593 nt
Organism: Sorghum bicolor (sorghum)
Lineage: Eukaryota; Viridiplantae; Streptophyta; Magnoliopsida; Poales; Poaceae
Product: syntaxin-22
Exons: 7
Coding region: 377-1219 (280 amino acids)
Biological process (GO): vesicle fusion; vesicle-mediated transport; intracellular protein transport
Cellular component (GO): endomembrane system; SNARE complex; membrane
Molecular function (GO): SNAP receptor activity; SNARE binding
Source: RefSeq, a predicted model, not a curated record